Molecule: messenger RNA, 1968 nt
Organism: Durio zibethinus
Lineage: Eukaryota; Viridiplantae; Streptophyta; Magnoliopsida; Malvales; Malvaceae
Source: RefSeq, a predicted model, not a curated record
AUGGAUUCAUCACCUCUCCCCGCUGCCCCCACCGCUGUCGCCGCCACUAGUGUACAUUUCAACUACCCUGACUCUGUUGAGUCCUCUCCACGCUCCCGUAAUGAGAACACUUAUGAAAACCCUCUCCAAGUUGUCCCUGGCGCAAGGCUCCGCCUGAUGUGUAGCUUUGGUGGUCAUAUAAUGCCCCGUCCGCAUGACAAAUCCCUUUGCUACGUUGGUGGUGAGACUCGUAUUGUUGCGGUUGAUCGACAUUGCUCUCUCUCAGCCUUUUGCAACCGCCUCUCACGUGCCCUUCUCAAUGGCCGACCCUUCACCUUGAAGUAUCAGCUUCCAAAUGAAGACUUUGACUCUCUUGUAUCAGUUGUCACGGAUGAGGAUCUCGAGAACAUGAUUGAAGAAUAUGACCGUUUAACAGCAUCUUCAGCUUCUUCUGUAACCUCCUCUCGAAUCCGUUUAUUUCUUUUUUUUAACAAGCCUGACAGUGCAGCCUUCAUGGGUCCACUGCUAAAUGAUGCCAAGUCUGAAACAUGGUUCGUUGAUGCUCUUAAUGGUUCAGGGAUCAUUCCUAGAGGGAACUCAGAUUCUGCCACCAUGGAGACCUUGUUGAAUCUUGAAGGUGAAUUUGAGGCAAAAGGAGCACAAGAACAUAACAAGCAAGCGAAAAACAAUAAUGAAGUUCUUGAGGUGCAAUAUUUGUUGCCUGAUUCGCCAAUGGUGGAGAAAACUUCACCGUUUGGUUCAUCUUCUUCUUCACCUUCAAUGUCCAACUUGCCGCCUAUUGGGGUUCCAGUUGAUCAGGAUGGAAGGGCUAAACUACAGGACCAGAGGGUUGGCAUAGAAGAGCAGUUUGCUCAGAUAAGUUUUGCUACUAAUAUUCAUAAGCAAGAUGAUGGCUAUGGGGCUGCUGUGUCUGCUCUGCCUCUGCAUCCAGUUUCUGUUGCGACUGCUAUGAUCGCUCCUGCAGGGGGUUCUAGUGACAACUUGAAUCGGCUUUUGUCUGAUGAUGAGAGAUCUGAUCAUGGGGUGCCUGCUGGUUUUCGCAAACCUCCAUUGCCAUUGCAGCCAGUUCAUCAGAAAGCUUGCGGUACUUACAAUCUGCCUUCCCCUGAUUCAGAUGCAAGUGAUAGUAGCAUUGCCUCUGCAAAUUCUCUCCCAAAGCCCAUGUAUUAUCAAACUCAUGUUGCAUCCAGAGACAACAGAACUGCUGCUAGCCCCAAUACAAAUGCUGAUAAUUCCAUUCCAAGCUUCCAAAUCCAUAUUCAACAGGUUCAAGAAUCCUGUGCUUUGGCUCCACAAUUGGAUCAACAGCAGCAACAAUUCAUGCAAGCCAGCAUGCAUUACACCCCCCACCCUUCAGCUCCUGCUCCAGUGCCAAUGUCAUCAUACUAUCCAGUGUAUGCUCCACCAUCACAGCAGCAGCUUCAUCAUCCAGCUGAUCAGCAGUACCCUGCCGUGUAUGUAAUGCCUGUUACACAAGUCACACAACCACGACCAUACAUGUCCAUGCAAAAUCUAACACUGGUCAUUUUGGCCCAAAGCGGCCCAUUGACACCUCCAACUCCUUCAAUAGUUGCUGCCUCCACCGCUUACAAAGAGGCUGCGCCUCCCAUUUACCCUACAAAUACAGCUACCCUUGCUAAACCUGAAAUGACAGCAAGUGUUUAUAGAACAGCUGUGCCAUCAAGUCAUCAAGUGGUUCAAUUUCAGCAACCAUAUGUCGCCUUCUCUCAAAUGCAGCAUUCACCAGAAUCAGCAGUUGUUACUCAUGCUGCUACUACUAACUGUGGUUAUGAGUAUCCAAAUCCUACACAAGAUCAACUGUACUAUACUCAGUACCAAGUUCCUCCACUGCCUCUGCAGUAUCAAACCGUGAGCCAAGCCGGUGCAGUGGCUGCAUCGGCAGAUGCUUCAAAGCAGCAGCCCACAGACAGUAGCAAUCAGCAAAUCAGAAUCUCACAGCCAUUAUAA